UACCAUCCGAAGCGCAUCUCGCAUCGCGGCCUAUCCACUUUUCCCCUUUCUCUAUAUAACACCCCAUUCUUCUCCUCAGAUAAACAAAUUCAACACAGUGCAUGCUGACAAGGGCAACAGCAAGAAUGCCAUUCCUCACCAACCUCACCAGUUCUAUCCCGUCGUUCGCAAAGGCAAGGCUCACAAAUUUCUCUUCGGGGGACGAUGUCGUCGUCGUCAGUGCCGUCAGAACUUCUCUCACCAAAGCGAGGAAAGGCGGUUUCAAGGAUACCCUGCCGGAAGAGCUGCUGGAAGCUGUCUUUAUUGAGGUCGUCAAGCGCGGUGGAGUGGACCCUGCUCUCAUUGGAGAUAUAGCAGUAGGAUCGGUAGCUACGCCCGGCGGCGGUGCCAAGAUUGCGCGUAUGGCACAGCUGUCGGCGGGUAUACCUCAUACAGUACCUCUCAAUACUGUGAAUAGGCAGUGUUCGUCGGGCUUGGCGGCUUUUGUACAGAUUGCAAACGAAAUCAAGGCAGGUACUAUCGACAUUGGCAUAGGCGCGGGCGUCGAAUCCAUGACUGCCCACUACGGCUCCGGCACCCUCCCCGAACGCCUCUCCGACCGUAUCCUCUCCAACCCCGAAUCUGCCGAUUGUCUCAUCCCCAUGGGUAUCACCUCUGAAAAUGUUGCGAAGGAGUUUGGGAUCAGUAGGAGAGAGCAGGAUGAGUUUGCGGCUGAGAGUUUUCGGAGGGCGGCGGAGGCGCAGAGGGAGGGCAAGUUCAGGAGUGAGAUCGUUCCUGUCAAAACAAAUUGGAAAGACCCCAAGACGGAGGAGGUACACGAAAUCAUCGUCGACCACGACGACGGUAUACGCCAAGGCGUCACGGCCGAAUCGCUCUCCAAACUCAAACCUGCUUUUGCCGCGGAUGGAUCCACCCACGCUGGUAAUGCGUCGCAAGUGACGGAUGGGGCUGCUGCUGUCCUCCUGGCGAGACGAUCGGUGGCGCAAAAGCUGGGGUUGCCGAUCUUGGGCAAGUAUGUGACGUCGGCGCUUGUUGGAGUGCCACCGAGGAUUAUGGGUGUGGGCCCAGCAUAUGCUAUCCCGAAAGUCCUCCAACAAGCCGGUCUCUCCAAGGAAGACAUCGACUUUUACGAGAUCAACGAAGCAUUCGCAUCCCAAGCCCUCAUGUCCAUCAAACACACCGGCCUACCCCUUUCCAUUGUCAACCCCGUCGGCGGCGCCAUCGCGCUCGGCCAUCCGCUCGGGUGUACGGGUGCGAGACAGAUCGCGACGGGUUUUGCGACGGCAAAGAGGGAGGGGAAGAAGGUGUUUGUGACGAGUAUGUGUAUGGGGACUGGGAUGGGCUAUGCGGCGAUCUUUGUGAGCGAGCAGUGAGUGGUAAGAGACUCGGUCUUUCUUCGAUCCGCGGGGGGGUAUGGUGGCAUUCGGAAUGUUGGGAAAUGAGCAAGCAUGGCAUGACUUGGAGGGUGGAUAGGUCGAUCGUGAUGACGAAUGGCUGGUCAAACGUGACAAGGGUUGUAUGUACCAUAUGAUAGCGGUAAAUCGUCGGUCGAUAUAGUGCAAAUGUAUUGAUGAUAUCUG
Molecule: messenger RNA, 1580 nt
Organism: Cryptococcus amylolentus CBS 6039
Lineage: Eukaryota; Fungi; Basidiomycota; Tremellomycetes; Tremellales; Cryptococcaceae
Exons: 11
Coding region: 102-1373 (423 amino acids)
Biological process (GO): phenylacetate catabolic process; fatty acid beta-oxidation
Cellular component (GO): peroxisome
Molecular function (GO): acetyl-CoA C-acyltransferase activity
Source: RefSeq, a predicted model, not a curated record